Molecule: messenger RNA, 1226 nt
Organism: Parasteatoda tepidariorum (common house spider)
Lineage: Eukaryota; Metazoa; Arthropoda; Arachnida; Araneae; Theridiidae
Source: RefSeq, a predicted model, not a curated record
UUCAUCAUUUAAAACUAAGUCAAAAUUUUAUCGUAGGUAAUAUUUAACCCUUUCAUUUUUAGUAUUUUUUGACAUCUGAGUUCGAUAUCUUACAGUCAGUCAUUGUAAACUGAAUUACGAUUACUGACAAUUACUGAGAUCUUACAGUCAGUUACUGAAAACAAUACACGCAUAAUUUCUAUCACCAGUUAUUCUUUUAAUUGUUGCAUUCUAAAAUGUUAUUAAAAAUGAUGUCCCGACUUAUUAUUAUAUUCCUACCAUCAGUAUGGAUGAUGCACUUGAGAUCCAAUGUUACGCCCCUAAAUGUUGAUGUUAAAUCUAACACAGAUGAUGUUCAAGAUAUUGCACAGAAUGACAUUCCUAUUCUGGAGAAGAUACUCGAAAAUGAUGCUCAUUUGAUGAAAUCAGUUGUAAUAAGUCAUGCCUCUAUGCCAGAUUAUCAAGUCAUAUAUCCUGACAAUACCAAGCAAGAAAAUAUGAGAAAGAAGCCUGGGAAAGAAUAUGAGCGGAUGAUAAAAACGAAAAAACUAACUGAAGCCGCUCGUUUGUGCAUAUCUAAAAAUCAAGACACUUUAUUUCAGUGCAUGGAUAAUACAAACGAGAGUUAUGCUUGCCUGCACCCACUUACUGAUGAAAUAGGGGAAUGUGGAAAUAAUGGUGCACAUAAUAGACCAAUAUCUUUGUGCAUCAUAAAGGGACAAUGGAGCCUUGUUGCAUCAUGCAAAAAUUUCUCAACAGAUAUCUGUCCAGAUCUAUCAACAAAUUUCAAUCAUGGGAAAACCGAGAAUGAGUGCUUUCUCGAAAACAAUAACAUUUGUAACAGUAACUGCACUUUCGGAAUCAUUCACAAGUUCAAAAGACCUGAACUUCGAAUUUCUACUUCAAACAACUCCGUGACACGUUUUGAAAGAGAUACCGAAUACGUAGGAAAUAAUACAAAAAGAGUGACUUGUAUUAAGUGCCAACUAGACAUCAGACUUGAUAUCGAAGAAGUUGCACCAGGUGUGGCCCCGAAAAUUAAGAUAUCUGUGAAAGAAACGAAACUGAAUGUAUCUCAGGAACAUUUCGAUUACGAGUUGAGAGAAAAUUGAAUUUUCUAUUCAAAUGUGGCAGUAUGCAUGAUACACAAGCCAGUAAUUAUUGUCAGAUAAAAUAAAAACAAGUUCUAGUUCAAGUAUCCAUGUAACAACAUGUAUAAUUACUUAAAAUAAAAUCAUUUUAUUGAA